This is a messenger RNA of Echinostoma caproni, 645 nucleotides long. The record is from the annotation of a GenBank genome assembly. Lineage: Eukaryota; Metazoa; Platyhelminthes; Trematoda; Plagiorchiida; Echinostomatidae.
AUGGACACAGUAUCCGAUGGCAAACCGCAUAAUCUCAAAAUACUCAUCAAGGGAGAACUGUUCCUGAACAAGGAACCCGCCGCUUGGGAUCCCUACAUGGCCAUUCCGGGGUCGGAGCAUAACAGUAUGCUCACUGAAACCCUUUGUAAUAAUAAUAAAUUGGCCAUUGAGAGGAUCAACGAUGUGUUCAAAGCGUGGCAAUCAUGUCGAGUCAUGCGAACAAAUCACAAGUUCACGGAGUUAGAAAUCACUUUGGAUCGCCGAUUACUGGACCCGUCUCAAUUUGUACACAAAGGGGAAAACCUUCGGAAACAAGUAGAGGACGCUGUCAAACUAUACAGCUCCGACGAGGAGAAUAAGUAUUAUUUUGGAAAGUUGAACUAUGUAAAACGUACGUACGUAUUCGGUUGUCAUGGCAAAUCUCAAAACACUUGGUGCUUUGGAAAUGCAGUAUUCCCAUUUAUUUCACAGUCCUUAAAGCCUAAGCGGUUUAACGUACACAAUUCCUCAAAAAUAAUAAUGUUCGAUAACAUAAUUGUACGUUCGAAACAUGUGUUGAAUUUACACCGAGUUGUGGCGAAAGUUUUACAAAUGGUUUCCAGUACUAAACGUUUUUUCCACAUUAUUUUCCUGUACUACUCAUGA